UUUGCUACUCGUAGCCAGCGUGCGGCACCUAUGUUUGCAGUCAUCCCCGGCCAUCAUAGCGGCUCAUUGGGUAUCAUCGAAAUUAUUUUUCUCGUAACGACAGUGGUUCUAAUCAUAAUAAUGCUGAUAUACUGUUGUGUAGUGAUACGAAUGCACUUCAUGCAAAGAAAUCUUCCUAGGGGUCAAGUUGUGGUCAUGGCUCCUCCUUAUCCUGCACAAACACCGCAUGCUAUCGUAUAUAGUACAACUCCUGUGACUGCCAUGCCUUCGGUGGAGAGAGAAGAUGACACGGAUGCUCCGGAAGCUCCAGUCUAUCCUGCUGCAUAUGUAGUGCCGAUGAAUGCAGCUGGAUCCUACCCGCAACAAAUCCUUGUUCCUGCACCUGUAGCUCUAACUCGCUAGGAAAAAUUUUUGCAUACUUGUAUGCAGCUCUUUAUGUGAUACUUGCAGAAAUCCAAUAAUACAC
Molecule: messenger RNA, 466 nt
Organism: Cylicocyclus nassatus
Lineage: Eukaryota; Metazoa; Nematoda; Chromadorea; Rhabditida; Strongylidae
Source: the annotation of a GenBank genome assembly